AUGGGAAGAAGUGGUCAUUCGCAUAGAAGCACCCUUAAGAAAGACCACAAACCAUUCAAGUCAAGACAUGCGUCAAAAGGUCUGUUGAAGAACCAGUAUAAGGGCAAGGUUGAAAAGGCCGGUCCCGGAUCAGGAAAGACCCAAAAGGUGGUGUCAAAAUUGCAGAGAAAGAACCAGAGCAAGCAACUCAAAGACCAUAAAAUAUUGGAGACCAAACUUGCUAGACGUUUGUUCGAAGGAGCCUCGGGUGCUGAGAAGAUCAUCACCGUUAUUGCACUUACACCAGAUCUUUCACCAGCAGGCAUAGCAUCUCAAUUAGUGAACAGCAUUAAGGCCACUCCAGAAGAUCCCGAUAUCGAAUUUGCCAGUCCAUCGGUGGUUUCGCUCAGAUUGCCACGUUUCAAGUCCAAUGUUAAGUUCAUCAUUCCAGAUCAGACCAACUUGAUCUCCAUCUUGGAUGCGACGAAGGUGUCUGACUAUGUCAUCUUUGGCCUUUCAGCAGAACAAGAAGUCGAAAAGGACUAUGGUGAACUGAUUUUAAGAGCCAUUGUGGCCCAAGGUGUUGCAUCUGUUGUGGGUGUUUUACCCAAUGUCAUUUCUGCAUACCCAAAGAAGAACCUACAACAAGAUAUCCGCCAAUCUUUACAAUCCUUCUUCACACAUUUCUUUCCUACAGAAGAGAAGCUCUAUGCUCUCGAAUCUGAGUCGGAGGCUCUCAACUGUAUUCGUACCAUUGCACAGAAGAUGCCAAAGUCCAUAAAUUGGAGAGACUCCAGAGCAUACGUCCUUGCUGACAGCUUGAACUGGGUCGCUGACUCCGACCAAGGAGGCUUUGUUAUCGUUGAAGGUACGGUAAGAGGUGUGGGCUUCAACGCCAACAGACUUGUGCAUAUUCCAGGCCAUGGUGAUUUCCAGGUUCAGCGUAUUGAAAAGAUUGCCAAGCACAGAAACCCAAUGGAAGACGAGGACAUUCUUGCGUACAACGCGGACAUAAAUCAAGAAACUCUCGAGGAGCUCAAUCCUGAGGAGGCUGAAAUGGAAGACUUCGAUGAAUAUGAGUACGACGACUAUGGUGUUAGAAUGGAAGGUAAAAACUACUUUGAUGGAGGAGCUAACGAGAAAAAUAAGAGAUUCAAAGCACCAGAAGGCACUUCGGAAUACCAGAGCAAGUGGUUGCUUGACGAUGUUCUUGAGGAUGCAUCUGACGCAGAGAGUAUCGAUGAAAUGGAGGAGAUUGAUGAAAAUGACAUCGAGGAAGAUAUGGAAGACAACGGCAUGGACGAUGAUGAUUCGAAAUCGCAAUUCGGUGACGCUCAGCUGGAAAUGUUUGUCGAAUUAUCUCCCGAAGAGGAAGAAGAACAGCUCAGACAGUACAGAGCUUUAGAGAAGGAAGACCGUGAGUUCCCCGACGAAAUCGAAUUGGCACCCGAGGAGUCAGCUAAAGAUAAGUUGGGCGAUUACAGAGGUAUCAAAUCUCUUGGAAACUGCGACUGGCACUGGGACGAGCAGGACUCUGAAAGACCAUCAGUAUACAGCCGGUUGCUUAGGAUCAAUCACUUCAAGGCAACCCGUAACAAGUUACAGAAAGACGCUGCUAAGGAAGCUCAGACUACCCCAGGUCAGAAAUAUCGUCUUUUCAUUCGUGCUCCACCCUCAGUUGUGGAGAAUGUCGAUGUCAGCGUCAAUCCAUUCGUUGUCUACCUGUUGCUUCAGCAUGAGCACAAGUUGGCUGUUGCCAAUUUCUCCUUCACAACCUGGGAGGACUACGAAAAGCCAGUCCCAUCUGGCGAGCAGCUCAUCGUGCAAUACGGAUUUAGAAGACAGGUCAUCAACCCUCGAUUCAACCAGGCAUCAAACCCCUCCAACAAUGUGCAUAAGAGUGAAAGGUUCGCUCACCAAGGAGAGCUCAGCAUUGCUACCACAAUUGCUCCUCCAAUUUUCCACAAUGCUCCGGCCAUAUUUUUCAAGACCACAUCCGAAGGUGGUCUAGAGCUCGUUGGACAAGGUACUUUCUUGAAUUGCGACCACACCAGAGUGAUGGCAGAGAGAGUGGUUUUGACGGGUCAUCCAGUCAAGAUUCAUAGACGUCUCGUCACGGUGAGAUAUAUGUUUUUCAAUUCCGAAGACAUCAACUGGUUCAAGGCUGUGCCUUUGUUCACCAAAUCUGGCAGGACUGGUUUCAUCAAAGAGAGCUUGGGUACCCAUGGUUAUUUCAAGAGUACUUUCGAUGGACGUCUUUCUGCACAAGAUGUUGUUGCUAUGGCUCUCUACAAGCGUGUCUGGCCUACAUUGUCUCAUCUGUGGAAUGCUUAA
Messenger RNA from Candidozyma duobushaemuli, 2313 nucleotides. It is a transcript of the gene TSR1, whose product is annotated as Tsr1p. The record is from RefSeq and is a predicted model, not a curated record. The transcript has a single exon. NCBI's taxonomy places the organism in Eukaryota, Fungi, Ascomycota, Pichiomycetes, Serinales, Metschnikowiaceae. Gene Ontology annotation, molecular function: U3 snoRNA binding; GTP binding; GTPase activity. Gene Ontology annotation, biological process: ribosome biogenesis; maturation of SSU-rRNA from tricistronic rRNA transcript (SSU-rRNA, 5.8S rRNA, LSU-rRNA); endonucleolytic cleavage of tricistronic rRNA transcript (SSU-rRNA, 5.8S rRNA, LSU-rRNA). Bases 1 to 2313 code for a protein of 770 amino acids. Gene Ontology annotation, cellular component: nucleus; preribosome, small subunit precursor.